AUGUCCUCCGACCCGCGGCUCCGCCUCUCCAUGGCGAACCAGAGCAACGUGCCAAAGGAGUACGUUCGUGCCGUGGAUCCGCAGCUGCUUCCUCCGCGUGUAGGGCACAAUUGGAAUGACCAGGCGUUUCGCGCUAAGCAAGGUAAGCCACAGCAGCUGGAGGCGGAGUUCCGCGGCAAGCGUGUGUUUCCUGCCACGCAGAACAGCACGUUCCCAGCGCAGGCCCCAGAUAUGUGCCGCACGGCGCAGCAGCUAGUCGAUGCCUUGAUGUCCUCUUCCCUCAACCGUAAUACCGCUACACGCAAAGUUCGCGCUGCUGAGGAGUUACGGCACGUAACGCUGGAGGACAAGGUUUUGCGCUUCUACGCUUUCUUCAAUGAGCCGGCACCUGAGGCAGGAGCGGCCUCGUUCUGGCACCGCAAGGUGGUCAUCAGUUUCUUCCCUGUCGACGACACCAUCCUCAUCGAGGAGCCGCACAUCAUCAACAGCGGCCUUGACGGCGGCGUGUUUCUGAAACGGCAGAAGGUGGUCGCUGAUCCACGGCAGCGGGAGAAGUUCCCCGGUGAGGAGUACGUCUCCCUCAACUUCUUCAACGUAGGAGAUUCCGUGCGACUCAACGCCACGGACUUCUUCUUGUAUGACUGCGAUAACUUCACACGCGACUUCCUCACGGCCCUUGGCGUUGAGGUAGGGGCACCGGUAGGGUGUCCGGACGACCUGUUCAUGUCUGAGUAUGGCCGGUAUCAGGAGCGACUCAAAUCUGGAAAAUUCGGCCUGCUUUCGCAAGACUAUGCCGCCGACGAAGCGGAGCGCUCCGUCCGCUUCCUUCGAGACGGUGGAAUGGUGCUUCGCUUUUACGCCCUGCUCGACGAGCGGGACAGCGUCCCUGGUGGGAUGGUGCGAAGGCUGGAGGUGAUGCUGUUCGUGGAGGACAAUUCUAUUUCUAUCGUGCAGCGGCAGAGCUCGUCAGAGAGCUGCCGGGGCCUUUACCUGUCGCGAUGCUGGCUUCCUAAGUGCGGCUCGGUGGCCAAGACUAACGAGCUGACGUUUACGCAUCGCGUGAAUGGACAGCGCGAACCGGACAUGGGCAUCCCAGAUGCCUACUACCGCGAUGUGGAUCUGGACGUCGGCAUGACGCUGAACGUCUUUGGGCGCUCGGUUUUUUUGUACGACUGCGAUGACUACACACGCGAAUUUUUCAUGCAGCGCUACGGCGUCUCUUUGCAUCCGCCCAUCGACGUUUCGAAUUACUUACAGGGAGACGCGCGCCGCACGGUGCUCGGGACAGAGGGACCAACGAGGAGCGUCGAUAGUGUGAGAGGUGUGGUGGGGCAGCCAGCCAGCGCUGCCGACGCCGGAGACGCCGACGGCUCUCUCGCUGUUGCCUCGGUCAAUAGCGCUGCAGCGGCGCAAGACAUACCGACCGACACGCUGCGUUUCCGUGCUGUGCUCGCCCGCCCUGCCAACCAUGACGACGAGCAGCGCCGCUUUACCGUUGCGUACUACACCAAAUCCGAGGAGUUCGUGGUGCAUGAGAGUGCGUUCCCGAAGGCCGGUAUCCACGGUGGCUGCAUAUGGAAGCGGAAGAAGGUGAUGAAGGUUCCGCCGAAGCCUGGUCCCCGCAAUGCGCCGAAACCGCUGGUCGUCCCGGGCGAGGUGCCGCACUACACCCUCUCCGAUCUGGGUGAGGGCAAGGAGCUGGUCAUCAAUGGUCUACCGCUGCGUUUGUACAGGAUGGACGCGCACACCGCCACCUUUUACGCCCGCUGCUCCGGUACGCUGACUGAAGACACUACUGGCGGGCCAGCGGUGGUGACCGAUGCGACGGGGGCGAUGGUGACGGUGGACCACCUCGUCUCGGAGCUUCGCAGCUACCUUCAAUCUCGCUACGGAACUGGUGUAGCCUCAUUUCUGGCCCUCGAUCGCGACCGCGACGGUAUUGUCAGCGUGCCAGAGUUCACCAUGGCGAUGAAGGUGUUCCAGAUCACAGAGGACAAGGGUGCAGCGGCCGCUAUCUUCGCGCGUAUCACCCCCGCACGCGACACGGGGUACUUCACUUCUGUAGACUUGAUGAAGUGGAUGGACGCUGCCAGCGAGGAUCACAGGACGACCUUGGUACGUACUGCCAGGAUGCCAAGCGGCGGCAGAGAAGCCGAACUGAAGGAGAUCGAGCGGCGCGCGGUACGCUCAAAGGUACUGAGGGAGCUGAAGUCCCGCUUAGAUGCGCGGUGCUGGAAAGGUGCAGACAUGUUUCGCCUGGCGUCCACCAUGCCGCGUGCCUACGGUGGUCGUCGGGGUGACUUGUAUUCUUUCACAAACCCCGACCGCGACACUGUUAUCACCCCAGUGCAACUGCGGCGUUGCAUUGAGGAGAUUCUCACUGGCACCCCCACAGCGGCAGAGAUGGCGUGUAUCUUAGAGUUCUUCUUCCCUAGUCUUCCAGUGGAGGCCUACACUCAAACUCGCGACAACGGCACCGCCCACGCUGUUGACUUGAACGAGUUCCAGAAGCGCUACUACAUUAUGACAAAGGAGACGAUGCUGCCGGACGAUGGUGAAGCUGCCGCCUCAAGCUCGUAA
This is a messenger RNA of Leishmania braziliensis MHOM/BR/75/M2904, 2580 nucleotides long. RefSeq lists its product as hypothetical. Bases 1 to 2580 code for a protein of 859 amino acids. The record is from RefSeq and is a predicted model, not a curated record. NCBI's taxonomy places the organism in Eukaryota, Euglenozoa, Kinetoplastea, Trypanosomatida, Trypanosomatidae. Gene Ontology annotation, molecular function: calcium ion binding. The transcript has a single exon.